This is a messenger RNA of Aureococcus anophagefferens, 1584 nucleotides long. RefSeq lists its product as hypothetical. Gene Ontology annotation, molecular function: methylmalonate-semialdehyde dehydrogenase (acylating, NAD+) activity; malonate-semialdehyde dehydrogenase (acetylating, [NAD(P)+]) activity. Gene Ontology annotation, biological process: L-valine catabolic process; thymine catabolic process. The record is from RefSeq and is a predicted model, not a curated record. NCBI's taxonomy places the organism in Eukaryota, Pelagophyceae, Pelagomonadales, Pelagomonadaceae. The transcript has a single exon. The coding region runs from base 1 to 1584 and encodes 527 amino acids.
AUGGCCCUCCGCUCCCUGCUCCUCGCGCGGCGCCUGCCGGCGCGCGCCGGCGCCCAGCACUUGAGCACCGCGGCGGCGACGGCCCCCGCGGCGGCGCCGAGCGUGCCGCUGCUCAUCAACGGCGAGAAGGUCUUCAGCGCGGCAACGGAGGGCAUCGAGGUCAAGUGCCCGGCGACGCAGGACGUGCUCGCGACGACGCCCCUCGCGACGCCCGCGGAGCUCGAGGCCGCCGUCGCCGCCGCGGCCGCCGCGUUCCCCGCGUGGUCGCGGACGUCCGUCGCGAACCGCGCCAGAGUCAUGCACAAGCUCGAGGCCCUGAUCCGCGAGAACACGGACGAGCUCGCGAAGCUCCUGAGCGCGGAGCACGGCAAGACCGUCGAGGACGCCAAGGGCGACAUCUUCCGCGGUCUGGAGGUCGUGGAGCACGCGUGCUCCGUGCCCUCGUUGAUGAUGGGCGAGACGACGCCGAACGUCGGCGGCGGCGUCGACUGCCACUCCUACCGCGUGCCCCUGGGCGUCUGCGCGGGCAUCGCGCCCUUCAACUUCCCCGCGAUGAUCCCGCUCUGGAUGUUCCCCUUGGCGGUGACGACGGGCAACACGUACGUCCUCAAGCCGUCGGAGCGCGUGCCGCUGUCGACGAUGUUCCUCGCGGAUUUGGCGACGGAGGCGGGCCUGCCGCCGGGCGUCUUGAACGUCGUCCACGGCGCCCACGACUGCGUCAACUUCCUCUGCGACGCGCCGGAGAUCCGGGCCGUGUCGUUCGUCGGCGGCGACGCGGCGGGCCGCCACAUCCACGCGCGCGCGGCCGCGACCGGCAAGCGCGUCCAGGCGAACAUGGGCGCGCAGAACCACGGCGUCGUGCUGCCGGACUGCAACCCGAAAGCGGCGCUCGCGGCCAUCGGCGCCGCGGGCUUCGGCGCCGCGGGGCAACGGUGCAUGGCGCUGAGCCGCGUCGUGUUGGUCGGCGACUCGAAAAAGCUCCUGCCGGAGAUCUGCGCGCUCGCCGAAGGUCUGAAGUUAGGCAAGGGCGACGCGCCGGGCGUCGACGUGCCGCCCCUCAACGCCGCGUCCGAGCGCGACCGCAUCGAGGCGUUGCUGACGCGCGCGGCGGACGGCGGCGCGACGUUGGCCGUCGACGGCCGCGCGCCGACGGUCGAGGGCUACCCGGACGGCAACUGGGUGGGCCCGACGGUCGUCUCCGGCGUGACGCCGGACAUGGAGAUCUACAAGACCGAGGUCUUCGGGCCCGUGCUCCAGGUCUUGGAGGUCGACACGCUCGACGACGCCGUGGAUUUGCUCAACGCGAACCCCUACGGCAACGGCUGCGCGGUCUUCACAAGGAGCGGCGCCGCGGCGCGCAAGUUCACCAUGGACGUCGACGUCGGCCAGGUCGGCGUCAACGUGCCCAUCCCCGUGCCCCUGCCCAACUUCUCCUUCACCGGGUCCCGCGGCUCCAUCCUCGGCGACCUCAACUUCUACGGCAAGGCCGGCGUCAACUUCUUCACGCAGUGGAAGACCGUCACCUCCUCCUGGAAGGCCGAGGAGGACGAGGCCGUCUCCAUGUCCAUGCCCACGAACAAGUGA